AUGGCGACGACACAUGGCGACAGUGGGGUUCGAAACUCCGUCACCGCAUCCCCUCCCGGGGGUCUCUGCUCGCCCGCCGUCCGCAGCUUCACCCGCCGGGAUUUCCGUCUGUCUGUCGCCGCCUCCAGCAACCCUGUCGUGAUCUGUCGGGAUGUGCCAGAACAUCCUCCGGAGCUGCUCUCCUCCAAGCCCGAGCUCAAGACCAUCAGACUCAUAACCAAGGACCUGAUCCGGGACCUCAUCAUCCCCCAGGAGAAGCCUCAACCGUGUCUCAUCAUUGGAGAAAAGGAAUAUGAGAGGGUGAAGGAAUCAGCUCGAGCCCCAGCUGGUGUGGAGCGUUGGGACAGGCUGAAGACCCUCAAAGCCAGACAGGACGCUGCUUUUGAAUCCCUGAAAAAGGCCCAGAUGGAGGAGCAGAGAGAGGCAGAACUGGAGGAUGAGCGGGACCAUUGCAGAGAUGAGGAGGAGGAGGAGGAGAAGCAGAAGCUGCUGCAGCGGGCGAUGAGGAUGAGGCUGGAGCAGGAGGAAGAGAUGAGGGAACUGAACACACUCUUCCUCAGUGCCAAGUGCAACAUGAUCCGGGACAAGCAGGUCCUGGAGAAGCGGAUGAUCCACAAGGAACUGGCAGAGGAGGAGAAACGCCUGGACAAGAUUUUAAAACUGGAGUGGGAGAAGGGCUUGGAGGUGCAGGAGGAGCUGGAGCGCUGCAGGAAGCGGGAGCUGAUCAGAGCCAGGCAGCACAUUGUGAGGCAGAUGGAGCAGAACGCAGAGGAGCGAGCGCUGAGGGCUGAGCAGCUGUACCAGGAGGGCCAGAGGCAGCUGGAGCACCUGGAGCAGAUGAAGAGGGAGGAAAGGAAGGCCUGGGAGCAGAAACAGGCAGAGAAAAGGAAAAUCUUUGCUGAAAUUCAACGUUUCAACGUGGAGAGCCAGAGGCUGAAGGAUCAGCAGCGGGAGCGGGAGAGGCUGGAGGAGGAGCGGCUGCUGGAGCAGCAGCGGCAGAAGGACGAGCGUGAGGCUGCUUUGGAGGCAGAGCAGGAACAACUGCACCGGGAGAAGGAGAAGGAGCUGGCCCAGCUCAGGGCCAAGCAGGAGCAGGCUCAGGACUGGCAGGCAGAGCGGGAUGCUCUGAGGGCCAAGAGGAACCAAGAGGCUGCAGACAGGGAAUGGAGGCGGCAGGAGCUGGAGAAGGCACAGAGGAAGGCUGAGGUGGAGCAGCAGCUGAGGCAGGACCGGCUGCAGCAGGUGGCCCAGAAGGAGCAGCGCUUGGCCAUGCAGAUGGAGCAGGACCGCCAGGAGUUCCAGAGGGUGCUCAGGGCCCACCAGGAGCAGCUGGAGCAGGAGAAGCUGCAGUGGGAGCAGAGGGAUCUCCGGCAGCGCGCUCAUGCCGAAGACGUGCGGCGGCAGAUCCAGGAGCUGCGGCAGCAGCGGCGGCGCGAGCGGGCGGCCGGCGCUGAGGAGGAGCAGGAGAUCCGGCAGCGCAGCCAGCGCCUGGCCCAGCUCAGGCAGCAGAAGCUGCAGGAGUUCAGAGCCACCGGAAUUCCUGACAAAUAUUGUGCCCAGGUGGAGCGCAGGGCUCGGCGCUGGGAUUCCCCAUGAGUUUGGGGCUCCCUUUAGUCCUGGUUACAAGGCGGGGUGUAACCAAACUGUGUUUUUCUCCCAUCUCCAUCAUCCUUUUAAUGGAUGGGUCACUCACUGUCGCUGCCCAGUGCACAGCUGGGUGUUAGAGACUGGAAGGAAUCAAACCCUGCAGGGCAGUGUUUGUUUGGCUUCCCAAAAUGACUCAGCUGUGGGAAUUACACCCAGCCUCAGGGGUCCCCUCUGCCCCUGGGCCAUCAUGGCUAAACUCCCAGUGGGCAGCCUGUGGAGACCCAGGGCGUCAAGGAUUGCCCAGAGCAUCCCGUGAGUCAUAGGAAUUCAGAAUUCCAUGGUGAAAUUCCCUGCCCUGGGGGAGGUACUGAACAUUGCUGCCUGAAUCUGAUCAUUUAUCAUCUGGGCUCUUUGGGGAUUUGGGAUACCACCACAGCUCAGGGGAGCCAGAGGAGGACCAGACCUUCCACAGGACCUCUGCUUUUGACCGGACUGCAUCCAUCACUUCAACAGCCCAACCAAUGGGAUGCCAGGUUGUACUCUGCUUUGUGGUUUUACUCCAGUUUUUCUGUAUCACUGCAUUUAUUGUAAUCUUUCUAUUAAAUUGUAAU
Messenger RNA from Ficedula albicollis (Collared flycatcher), 2198 nucleotides. It is a transcript of the gene CFAP45, whose product is annotated as cilia and flagella associated protein 45. NCBI's taxonomy places the organism in Eukaryota, Metazoa, Chordata, Aves, Passeriformes, Muscicapidae. The transcript has 12 exons. Bases 1 to 1596 code for a protein of 531 amino acids. The record is from RefSeq and is a predicted model, not a curated record.